GUUAGGGAGGGAUUUUUAUUUAAUGAGGCUAACUAAAACUAUUUUAUAACUAUAUGCAUUCCCAUGUUGGUGUUUGUUAUUUAUUAAUCUGUUGAUGUCUUGAAUUUAGACGACAUCAUCAAGAAGGACGGCGUGAAGGGGUCGCCGCGCGUUUUCUCAACCAGCGCGCCGCCAGGCCACGCGCUCGGGGUAGGAAGAUUGACCAACGAUUGGAAAAUGGCUGGCACUUUCCGUUCAGACUAUAUUGUUCGGCAACGUAAUUAUCACCCUAACAAUACUGCAGACAUGACUAAUGAUAUAUUUUUUGGAGCUGGUGACAGUGGGGGUAACCAGCUGCUGGUGAACAUCCAGAAUGAAUAUGCAAUGCAUCCUGCCCCGGGAGCGAGGAGGACAUGGCCACGAAGUAGAGGUCUACGUAGAAACCAGUUUCUGGGUAUUUCAAACCGCCGGCCUCAGGUUGACCUUGCAGCUGGUGGUGAUGCUACUGCUUCAGCAGCCGAGUCCCUCAAUUCUGUGCGACAGACUGUAGCUCUCCAUGGAAGUACUAGAAAUACUGCACAUAAUGGUCUGCCCAGGAAAAUGACAGAGAGCCCUGCUCAGUUAGUGCCCACCUUGGUGGUCGAGCAAAAUGUUGUUGAAAAUAUGGGGCAACCAUCUGCCAGCACAACUCGCAUGACAUUGAGUGAACGUUUUUCCAAACGGCAUACAACUUCUGAUGACUCUGAAGCUUUAUAUGCCCAAGUAACUUAUGAAACUAAUUUGUAUGUUCUGUAUAGUAGUUUUGUAUCAUUGGAGAAAGUAAAGUUAAUAUUUAUUUUAAAAAAGACAAAUGUACUAUUUGGAUAUGUA
Molecule: messenger RNA, 849 nt
Organism: Gryllus bimaculatus (two-spotted cricket)
Lineage: Eukaryota; Metazoa; Arthropoda; Insecta; Orthoptera; Gryllidae
Source: the annotation of a GenBank genome assembly